Messenger RNA from Phoenix dactylifera (date palm), 2624 nucleotides. RefSeq lists its product as uncharacterized. The record is from RefSeq and is a predicted model, not a curated record. Lineage: Eukaryota; Viridiplantae; Streptophyta; Magnoliopsida; Arecales; Arecaceae.
AUUUCAGAUCCGUGGUUGGUUCCGGGUCUGAAGCUCUUGCUUUGGCCUCUGAGAAGACGAAGGGUACAGCUCAAGACCCUAGCUCCCAUUCCCCCAAAAAUUCUCUGCUAGAAUUUCCGUCAAAUUCCUCCCAUCUCCUCUUGAUCGCUUCUUGUGGUCGAUCCGUCUGGCCGGCCCGAUCGUGCUGGCUUUUUCCGCGAAGAUUUGGGCCGCUUCUACGAGGAUUUCCGCCCAGGAAAUGGUGAUCUCAGCUCGGUUCCGACACCUUCGAGCUUCCACAACAGCGGAGGAUCUCAGCGUCUUUGCGAGCAUUUCCCCCUUCUUCCGAUGAGCCGUGCUUGUUUUGUUGGAUUUGUACGAAGACGUGGAGAGAAGGAGCUUUCAUUCGGAUUUGCUUGUUAUUUUCGGCUCUCUGUCUCUAGAUCGAAGUGCGUCUCGCAUCCGCUGUGGUUUCCCGUCGGAUCUGGGCUCACGAAACGAGAUUUCUCGAGGUUUUACUGUAUUUGAUCACGAGUUAACGGGAUUUGGUUGGGGGGAAAAAUCCCAUUUUGGAGCCUUUUGAAGGUAUCGAGAUUUUGAGAUGGAGACACUGGUGGUUGUUGCUCAGCAUCGGAAUCAAUAUUACAGUAGGGACAAGUCUCAGAUUUCCGAUCGGUUCGGUUCUUCUCCUUCUAGAGGCUUCAAAGGAAUCAAUUGCCGGGCUUUCCAGUCCGGUGCCGGUAUUUUGCCAUCGCCUCCACUGUUUCCCAGCCCCCCGGAACCGACAUCACCUUGCUUUUAUUCGGAACCACACAAACAGAAUAGAAGGAGCAAGCCUGUUCCGAUAAAAUCUUUAUCCUCUCCUAAAGGGACAACCUUUAAUGAUGACUUCUCUUAUUCUGAGCUGUGGGCAGGGCCUGCUUACUCCAACUCACCGCCUCCGAGUUCUCUACCCAUCCCAAAAUUUUCUCUUCGCCAGAAACGCAGCAUCUCUCUUGACUUGCCGGUUUCUCCAUCUGGAAUCACGCUCCAUCCUUUGUCCAAAUCGGCACCUUCUUCUCCAGGCAGAGAUUCUUCUUCAUCUGCCAACGGCUUCUUUCUCAAUACUGCCACUGCUACGGAGAAUUUGAGACGGAUUCUCCAUUUGGAUGUCGCUGAUGACUAAAUUUGAUGGAGGAGUUUGGGGGUUUCUGUAUAUAUUCACCAUAACUGAUGCUCUCUUUUGUUGUUUGUUUACUUGUAUAGGGGUUAGCAAAUAACUCGUUGGGUAGUGCCAAUCUCUAGAAGAAGAUAACUUAGGAUUCUCUAGUUGGAGAUGAAGGAAAAUGGGGCUCCAUGGCAGAAAUCAAAUAUUAUCUGGUAUUUGAGAAGGUAGGAGUGGGAGGAAAGCUGGGAGGAAGUCGGGGUGGUGGUGAUAUCGGUUAAUUGUUGCAUUGUAAGGCUGAUCAAAUUUAUGGGGAAAGAAGUGGGGAAGGAAGGUAUGGAAGCAGUGAAGACAAUGGCUAAGCAUUGUUCUACUUUUGUGCUGCCUGAGUACUUCCUUAUUCUCUGGGUUGACACUGUAAACCUUUUCUCUCAGGUCUCGUUGUAGUAUCUGGUAGGGUAAGUUCAAUUUAGAUGCUGUUCUUUGCUCUUUUUUUCUAGGUUUUCUGGAUAUGCUUUAGGUUCAGUACUACAAAUUACAUAGAUGAUUCAUAUCAUGCAAGCUUCUAGUUGUGUCUUCAGGUUAUCUGUUUCUCCGUUCUCUUAGAGCCUGCAUUCUCUAGAUAAAUUUCACCUGUCCAACACUUAAAGUUGGGAUCUUCUCUCUUCUCGUUUCUACUGUUGUUCAUCUAACUUCUCACUUUGGUGCUCCGCAAGGGCAUCGCGUUCGCCUCAUCACUUCUUCUGGUUUUUUGGAUGAAGAAGUUGGGAGGAGAACUAGAAAGACCGGCUCCUCUCUCCCUUCUGUCACUGAACUAGAAAGACCGGCUCCUCUCUCCCUUCUGUCACUUGUUUGUCCAUCUCCGCAUGCAUGUUUUUAGCUGUUACUUCUCUACAUGUUCUGUUUGUCUGUGGUCAGCUCUACUAUGUUGUCUCUUGUACUUGGUGGUGAGUUAGGUAGUGCAAUCUUGCAUUUAUAUAAGUUUGUCAACCUAGUUCGAAAGUUGUGUUUAGUGGAGAAUACCAUCCAUGAGAUGUAGCUGAAUGGUAUCCAUGGGAGGCAGCUGAACCUGUGCUCCGCAACAAGUUCUAUUUUGGUAUGGCAAUUGAGGAACAUUCUGACAUCUCCGCAGAUAGUUUCUUCAGCACUGUUUGAAGCGGUGAGGCAAGCAUAUCUGUUGCUGAUGGCAGUCUUGGUUCAUCAAAGGUGGCUUCUUUCUGUAAGCGCCAGCACCUCAGAGCUGGUUUGUGUAAUCUUAAGAUGUUUUGUUGUCAGUUAUGUCCCAAUCCUUAAGACUUCCUGGCUGUUGAGUAGAAACUAUGUAGGAAAGACAUGAGUAAGCUUAUUCUAUGUAGUAUUUCACUUUCAUUAGUAGUACUUGUCCCCUUAUAUCAGUAUUUCUGGGAAACUUCAUGGUGUCUAUGCCGACGUGGUUGUAUAAAUAUUUGCUGCACCUUGCUUUGAUCAGUGAUUUUGUGUCUGGUUCGCUAUUUCACACAAA